CCGCCCGCCAUAAAACUCCCACAGCUCAGGCGGGCACGCGCACGCCGCUGUCUACGUCGCGGCGAACGAGGCCGCACUGCUUCGUCCAGGGGGCGGGGCUGUCAGCGCACAAGGUGCGGAGACUAUAAGCGGAAAGUUAAUUUAUGAGUGCGAGGUCAUCCCUGUCGUACACAAAUGAAGAAAGACUUCUGCUGGAGGGAAUGGCCGCCUCCUCAUCCUCAUCCUCAGCCGGUGGGGUCAGUGGAAGUUCUGUCACCGGAUCUGGUUUCAGUGUGUCCGACCUUGCCCCGCCACGGAAAGCUCUGUUCACCUACCCAAAAGGAGCUGGAGAGAUGUUAGAAGAUGGCUCCGAGCGGUUCCUCUGUGAGUCGGUGUUUAGCUAUCAAGUGGCGUCCACGCUUAAACAGGUAAAGCACGAUCAGCAAGUGGCUCGGAUGGAAAAGCUGGCUGGUUUGGUGGACGAGCUGGAGGCUGACGAGUGGCGGUUCAAACCCAUCGAGCAGCUGCUGGGCUUCACCCCCGCCUCAAGCUGAAGCCGCCUGCAUGAGCAACCACCCUUAGGGCCCAGCCACCAGAGCGCCACGGCCGUACUGUGAGCUGAUAUCUGAACUCAGAUCCAUACUCCUCCGUUCCUCGGUUUCUGCUAAGAGGCAACAAGGGCUCAUGUGAGAUGUUGCAGAGAUGUUCUUCACAUUCAUGCUCUUAAAAGUAUUGGGCAACACUUAGGAAGCAGAGGCAGGGGGAUCUCUGUGAGUUUGAGGCUAGCCUGAUCCACAUAGAGUUCCAGGUCAGCCAAGGCUAUGUAGAAAGACCCUGUCUCAAAAAAUAAAAAGAAAUAUUGGGGAUCAGAAGAAGACAAUCCUUUCAGAGGAGCAGAAGGGUUGGGAUUUAGGAAACGUUUAGCCUCACAAGCCAAGUGGACAUAUGCCAGAGUCGGCCAACUGAAUGGCGUGCAUCCUGUCUUUCAGUGAGUAUCUGGAGGCUUUCACCAGCCAAGCCCAAGUCAGCAUCUGUCAUUUCAGGGUCACAGCCCAAACAUUUCUUUUCACACAUGAAUGUGAUUUCAGCUCAGGGUCCAUCCAGAUGGGAAUUUUAAAGUGUUCUUUUCUUCUCUAUUCUUAGACAUUUAAUAUUACAGAUUAUUUUUCUCACCUCUUAUGAUAUGCCAAAUGGUGCUACUCUACCCCAUCUCUGCCCCCCAAAGUUGCUUUUUGAAUGUUGCAGCACUUGAAAAUAUGAGGUGACCCAAAUCCUUUUGGACCUAGAAGUCCUGGUUCAGCUCACAGGGCAUGAAAAGCAAUUCUGUAGCAAAUAAACCCUUCCACGAGUUGCA
Molecule: messenger RNA, 1333 nt
Organism: Apodemus sylvaticus (European woodmouse)
Lineage: Eukaryota; Metazoa; Chordata; Mammalia; Rodentia; Muridae
Gene: Anapc16
Product: anaphase promoting complex subunit 16
Exons: 5
Coding region: 144-533 (129 amino acids)
Biological process (GO): protein ubiquitination
Cellular component (GO): cytosol; anaphase-promoting complex; kinetochore
Source: RefSeq, a predicted model, not a curated record